CCUUGCAAAUACCUUCAUUAGCAUGAUAAUAAGGGUUCAAGGCUUAAGUCGUCAUAAGUAAACAAAUAGAAACAUAAACCUGAACACCAGAUGGUUCACACCCAAAACAAACCACAACAAGGAACUAACAUCAAAUAGUGUCGAGAGAUUCUGCAACUAUUUUGUCCACAUGAAACUGCAAACUCAUGGAAAGGAUUUACAGUUUGUUUCAGGUUUCAACAUUGAAAUUUUCACUCUUCGUUGCAAUAAUGUGGAUAAAAGAUGGAGAGCUCAGUCCCUGUUCUUUUCUUCUAUUUUUUCCUCUCUCGUCCUCUCUGAUUUACAAGUGGAAAGAACCAAUUCCUGAGCUGAUUGGUAUCAUUCUUCUUUGUUCUGAAGUUAAAUUUUUCUUGAAAGAAUACCUCAUUAUCCCCACUCUUGUCCAAGUUUACACCAUCCAUGAUAUUUGCAAGUGUUUCUUAUCCUUUACAACAAUUUUUUUAAAUAGAGGUUAUAGAAGGUCAUUACCAAGUGUUCCUCAUUAUUUAAGGGUAUCAGAUGGGCUGUUUAGAUAUAGACACAACCUUUUGAAUUAUUAGCAUAAAGCAACAGCCCCCAGAUACCACAUGCCACCAUAGCAACACAACAUUAGGUAAUGGACUUUUUAACUCUUUCCUCCCUUUCAGAUACCAUUGUAUUGGCAAUGACCUCUUAACUCACUCCUCGCUUUCAGAUACCACAUGCCAACACAGCAGCACUUAUGCCAUUGUGCUGCAAUGUAUCAGAUGAUCAUUGUUUUUCAUGACUUG
Messenger RNA from Ilex paraguariensis (yerba mate), 788 nucleotides. Lineage: Eukaryota; Viridiplantae; Streptophyta; Magnoliopsida; Aquifoliales; Aquifoliaceae. The record is from the annotation of a GenBank genome assembly.